Gasterosteus aculeatus aculeatus (three-spined stickleback) is the source of this 4921-nucleotide messenger RNA. RefSeq lists its product as uncharacterized. The record is from RefSeq and is a predicted model, not a curated record. Gene Ontology annotation, molecular function: DNA-binding transcription factor activity, RNA polymerase II-specific; RNA polymerase II cis-regulatory region sequence-specific DNA binding. NCBI's taxonomy places the organism in Eukaryota, Metazoa, Chordata, Actinopteri, Perciformes, Gasterosteidae. Gene Ontology annotation, cellular component: nucleus. Gene Ontology annotation, biological process: regulation of transcription by RNA polymerase II.
CAAGUUUUUUGGGGGAGAAGGUACUUUAGGAAACAGCCACACACACACACACACACAUCCAGAGCAGCUUCACAUGACACGCUGCGGACCUGCGGAUUUCCAACACCUACGUGCUAUUGUGUUACUUUACCCCCGUCCAUAAACCGCGUUCAUUUUACAUUUACAAGUGAUCCUGCACUUUUUUCUUUUUUCCCCCCUCCCGGGGCUUGCAUGGUGUGCGCGUAUUUUGGAUGCUCGGAUGGUUUAGGGAGCGCUCCCGAGUGCGCAGAAACGUGCCGUGCCAUUCAAGCGGCUGAUGCCCCCCUCUCUGCCUGAGUCGCAGUGAAUCAUGUCACGCCGGAAGCAGAAGCGACCCCAGCAUCUAGUUAACGCGGAUCCGGGGUGCCCGAGCCUGCCAUCUCACGAUGAUCAUCUGGGCAUGAAGUCACCAUCCACAUCUCUUGGCUCAGAAGUGACCUCGUCGGGUUCCUCCUCCUCAUCCCCCACCUCUCUACAAGACUGCCAGCCGCCUUUGGCCCCUCGCCCAUCCCCUGGUGGGCUCCACGCGCCCUCCUUACCCAGCGAGAGUUCGCCUCCUCCCCACUGGCCCAGCCACAUCGCUCCCUUCACCACCUCUCUCCCGAACACCCACUCUUCCCUCUCCCCGGACUUUCCUCACCCCUCGCUGUCAUCCCAGACUCACUCACCUCCUCCCCUGGGUCAAACCUCAGGUUCCCACAGCCUGCCCCACCAGGGAAACUCUCACUCCACUAUGACCUCCCCACCGAUGGGCAGCUCGGCCACCACCACCACUACCUCCUCGUCUUCCUCCUCCUCGUCUUCUCAGUAUGUGCAGCCGCACCGCGACAGCUCCAGUCCAGGUCACCAGCAGACCUCCGGCUCUCCGGGGCAGCAGGGACAGAUGCACGUGUCGCCGACCCUGGCGGUACUGCUGGAAGAGCUGAGGGUCUUGCAGCAGAGGCAGAUCCACCAAAUGCAGAUCACGGAGGAGAUCUGUAGGCACGUUCUAAGGCUCGGCGGCGCCUUCUUCGGCCAAGAUAAUAACACGCAGGCCCAUGGCGCGGACAACGGCAGGAAGUCUACAGGAGCAGCGUCUUCCUCGCCAACACACCCCUCCACCGCCACGCCAGUAAGCGCGGCCUCGUUGCUUUUGACUGGCCUUCCGUCUUCCCUCUUUCCCCAGCCUUCUGUCUCCAAAUCAGGUGCUUCACAUGUCAAUGGCAACAGGGCUCAAUCCUCCACUACCUACUCUUCAUUAUCUUCAUCAGCCAUUUCAUCCACUAUUGGCUCCUCUGUUGCGUCCCUGCACCCGCUGUCCUUGUCGUUGGGCCUACCGCACCGCUACCUCCACGAGAAUCCUCAAACACCUUCUCCUUUCGGUCAUAGCAAUGGGAUCAGUUUCCAGGCUCCUUCCCUUCCUGCCACGAGCCAAUCCCAGGAUCCCCAGGCCAGCUCCUCUCUGAGCUCCGCCUCCUCGGCAGGACGCGCUCAACACGUGUGCCGUUUUUGCGGGAAGGUGUUGAGCAGUGAUUCGUCACUCCAGAUCCAUCUGAGGUCGCACACGGGUGAGAGGCCCUACCAGUGUCCGGUCUGCCUGAGUCGUUUUACAACCAGGGAGAACCUCAAAGCCCAUUUCCUGCGACACAGAGAGCAGAAUCCAGAGCUGUCGCUCUCCCUUCUUCCCCCGGCACUGUCCGAUCAACCGCAAAGUGUUCCUGUACCUACCCAGAGGAGGAGAAAACGGCGAGCUGAUGACGACGAGUCAGUCAAUGGAAUCAAAGGAAGCAUUCCCGGGAUGACCGAGAACAUGGCUUUAGGGUUCCUCUCUGGUGCAUCCGGCCGGCCCUCGCCCUCAUCGCUACCUCUGCCGCCAUCAGUGGACAUGGCGUUGUUAUCCACAGCCCAUUCACUGCUGCAGCUGAACAGAGCCUCGGCCGUCGCUGCCGCCAACGCAUCUAGCACUGGACUGCCUUCUUCCUCUUCGUCUUCGUCCUCCUCCAUGGGCGGCCAGUUCAAAGGAGCCAAGCAGCAGCGUUUUGAUGAAAACACGCCUCCUCACUCUGCGCUCCAUACAACCUCCCCGUACUCCCAGCUGGCCCACCUCCCCAAGAUUCUCUUCCCGGAAGGGACUUCCCCCCACCACCUUGCACUUCUGCGGCCUCCAGGCCACCCGUCCGCCUCACACCUCACUUCGCCUCAUCAGCUGCCCUUCCCGUUUCCACCUUUCCCCAAACCGUUGACCUCCUCCCCCUCUUCGUCUUCUCCCACCACCUCUACCCAGACUUCGGACACCUCAAAGUUGCAGCGCCUCGUGCAGAAGCUUGAAAAGGGGGCCUCAUCUUCCUUCGGCCCCUCACCAGCCUCCGCCGACGCACAUGGAGACACACACGGCCACGACCUGUCCACCACCUCCAGUGCCUAUCGCAGGGAAAUGCUGGCUGCUCUCGGCCUGAGCCCGAGUGCAAGUGUCGCUGGACUGAUGACCAGCCAGGGAGGCACCACAACGACCAUAACCAACCCUUCUCUGCCAACCGCCCAGGCCGCUAACCAGUGCGGGGUGUGCCUGCGUGUCCUCAGCUGCCCCAGAGCGCUGCGUUUGCACCAAGCCACGCAUCUGGGAGAGCGCCCGUUCCCGUGCAAGCUGUGUGGUCGUUCCUUCUCCACAAAGGGCAGCCUCAGAGCCCACCUGGCGACUCACCGGGCAAGACCGGCCAACUCCCGCGCCUUGAACUCCUGCCCGUUGUGCCCACGAAAGUUCACCAAUGCCUUGGUUCUACAGCACCAUAUCCGCUUGCACCUGGGAGGGCAAAUACCUCCUGACGAAGAUAUGCCUGCUGAGGACGCGGAAGAAACGGAUAAUGCUGUCUUCAAUGAGUGUGAGAAUAACUCCCCAUCUAAAGCCCAGCAACUCCUUCCUCUGGCCUUAACGAUGAGCUCCAAGUCUCCAAUUGAUGCUCUCAUUUUAGGGUCCAAUUCUAGGAAAUUCACAGCUGCUGACGCCACUUCUGUGAAGACAGAGGAAUCGGAGGGCUCCACACCCAGUGUUAGCCCACCCUUGACCCGUGAUCCCCCCUCAAUGGGAGCCGAGGACCCCCUGCGUCUGAGAAACAACACCUUGGCUGAUUGUAGCCCUGCGAACAGCACCGUGCACUCUGAGGAGGAGACCCAGGCUGACCUGGGCAGCACAAGCCCUUUAAAAGCAACCGUGGCUAGUUUUCAUUCAGCUGCGGUGAAUGGAGACGAAGAGAUGGAUGAUACGCCUCUAUCCCUCUGCAUAUCAAAGCCUCGAGGAGAAGACGACGCGGUUCAUGUGGGGGUCUUUACCGUUGAAGCCUGCUCCACGGACAAAGCCCCGACAAGUCCCGAUCCCGUACCCCGAGCUGCGAAUGCUUCACCUGCCCUCACCGCACCGGCCAGCCCCAAAGCAGAAGAGGCCAGUGGCAGCGUACCACGGGAGGCACAGGAGAGGGACGCUGCCCAAAGCAAUGUCAAGAGGGAGACCACCACACCCGAGGACCCGGCGCCCGUUCCGGAUCCGGUGCAGGGUGCGCCGAAGGAGGAGGAGGAGGAUCAUCGUGCGCAAGGAAAGCCUUCAGAUGACCCCGAGCCCUCGGUCCCAGCGCCAGCCCAGCCUCCCCGCUCUGACAAACCCUACAGCUGCACCCAGUGUGGAAAGGCAUACGCCAGUCGUAGCGGACUUAAGGGCCACAUGAAAAAUCACCCUGGAGCGCUGACCAGUACCUCUUCCAAGGCUCAAACCAGCGACACAGACAUUGCAGAGGAUCGCAGCUCGCUCACAACCAAUAAGAAUCAGGUGGCGAAGGAAGAAGAGCAGGGGUUGGCUAAAUCCCCCGAGAAAGGGGAACGCACAGAUCCCCCACCGAUCAGUGCGGCUUCUAGUGUGGUGGGGGGGCAGCCCAUGGACACCACUGUGUAGAGUUAGUUUUGUUAAGCGGCUGCAGUCAGUCUUUAUGAAGGGUACUGACAAGGGAAUGUAUUUCUUUUUUUUUUGAGAAUCGUUUUCUAGAGAUAUUGAUUGUUAUUCAUUUUUACUUUUUUUGUAUUAGAUCUAGUUUCUGCUGUAGUCCCAUUUCAAGAGAUUUGUGAAAGUAGUAUUUUAGUUACCUAUUUUUUUAUUUCAAAGACCACAGUGAGGCCUUAACUUACACACUUCACAGAAUUGUCACAAUGAGAAUGAAUUGUUUGCGCCCUUUUUCUUUUUUUUGGUGAUAUCUAUUUCAGCAAAGACUGUAUAAGCUGAUUUGAAUGAGAGGGUCGGUCCAGCAUUUUACAAGAUUAACUCCAUACCAAAACAGGCCGAAAAUUAUUAACUGGCAACGUUUGUAAAUUGAUGCUUCGGUUACAUUUAAUGCCUUCUUAUUGUUACUUCUUUUCAGUUUUGUUGUUUUUUACUGCCAUGCUGCUAAAAGCAUGUUUCUGAUGUGCUGAGUUGCACUGUGAGUCGCACCGUGUCGAAGCAUCUUCUUCAGCGCGUUAGCGACGACGAAGACCACGAUGACGAUAAUAAUGAUGGCGAUGAUUGUGUUUUGUGAACAGUCCUUGUACUUACAGCUGUGAAAUUUACCUUAUUCAUACCGAUGAUUGUAAAUGUUUUCUUUUCUUGUUGUCUGGAGUAUCAACCCGACGACAGGGAUGAGCCCUGUCCGUUAUAACCCCGCCUCCUUUAGUUGUCUCCCCCUCCCUCCCUAACUGCUGCUCUCCUCUCAAAGCACUCGAGAGUUUUCUGCUCCUGCAGGUAUUGUCUGAACUCACUGCAUUCCUGCUUUGCCCAGUCUAGUAUUUCUAUCGUUUCUAAACCCCCUUUUUUUUUUUUGUAGCAAUGAAAAAAAAAUCUUCCCAUCCCACCCAUGUGAUGUACAAAAGAUAAAUAAACCAACGGUGAUGUGAAGAGGAGAACUUU